UUUUGUCGUUGCUACAGUCUAUCGUAAUGGACCCCGUCUGUUGCCUCCGUUCCAUAACCUUAACUGCUUCCCACCGCUCAAUCUUUCUACCAGGUAUAUAUCUAAAAUUCAAAAUGUCUCCUCUCUCCUGAUUCAUAAGCUAGGGAUGUUAUCCCCGCUUCAUUUCUCAGAAUCGCUCUUCCGUUGCUUCGUCUUUCAUGGUCAGACGCUCUACCUUCUCUCUUAAUUCAUCUGACACCUGCUUGCAGAUGGGUUUCUUCUUUGUCAGAUGCUUACCUCGGAUGAAUUUGUCCCAAAGAGUACAGUAGCUAUAUCUGAUAUUCCCCUUGCUGCCGAUGAUGCUUCUGAGGCAUAGAAAGAAUAUGAGGUCCAAUAGGUUAACCUAAGGUCCUUAAGGUUAACAAUGUCAGGGCUGGCGACAUGAGUGUUGUUUAUAAAGGGGUUGUGAUGAUAAUUCAUUUUCUUGAGCCAGUUGAUGGGCAUUAGGGAUACCCGACUCGUAUCUUGGCGUGGUAACACACUAACCAGACCUGAAUAUCUCACGUGUUUGGUGUGUUUGCAGCCAUGGCGGUGUCAGAUGUUUCAUUUUGUCCGUUAGUGAGCUUUGUCUGAGCCUCCGUUGUUUAUUUAUGGAAGAGAUUUGUUUAAUGCUACCACUUUAAAGUUUAAAACAUUUAUAUUCAAGAAAUUCUGUUACACUGUCCAUGUUUUUCGGGGAGGGAAAUAUCUGGUUCGUACGGCGUAUUUCUACGGCGGAGUCAACAGGCAUCCGGUGGCCCCAGUGUUUGACCAGAUUGUGGAUGGUACUCUGUGGAGUGUUGUGAAUAUUACAAAGGAGGAUGAAGAGGGGGGUUCCAUUAAUAAUCAAAAUGGACUGUUGAUAAGGCCAAAGUACUAUGAAGGGAUGUUUUUAGCUGCGGAUAAGACUAUGAAGGUGUGUUUGGGAGACAAUAACUAUACUGAAUCCGACCCUUUUAUAUCAGCCCUGGAAAUGCUGUUGGUGUGGGACUCUUUAUACAAUUCUACUGAUUUCAACAAGUAUGCUCUUAAUCUCCAUGCAAGGCAAACCUUUGGAUACAAUGGGUCAACCAUUAGAUACCCUGAUGAUGAAUUUGAUCGUUACUGGGAGCCGUUUGGAGAACACUCUCCUUCACAAAACAUAAGCAGUGUUUCUAUAUCCGGUUUCUGGAAUCGUCCCCCUCUGAGAGUAUUUGGGAGGCGUUAUGAAAACAGAAAACCCGAACCGAUGCAAUUGUUGUGGCCUCCAAUACUGCUGCUGAAUGCUACAUAUCACAUUGCUCUUUACUUUGCGAAUGAUUGAGGAUCUAUUUCAGACAGAGUUUUCAACAUAAGCUUGAAUGGCUUAGUUUAUUACCCUAACCUUAAUGUCACUCCUUCUGGUGUAGUGGUCUUCGCAAACCAGUGGCUUCUCUCUGGCAUUACAAAUAUAACUCUGAACCCUGCCCCUGGUUCAAAUGUUGGCCCUGUCAUCAAUGCAGGAGAGAUUUUUUAAGUGCUACAUGUUGGUGGAAAAACACACACUGGAGAUGUGGCUGCUUUGGAACGUGUAAAGAGAAGUUUCAAAAAUCCUCCACUGGAUUGGAAUGAUGAUCCAUGUCUCCCUCCUCACUACCCAUGGACUGGAGUUGUGUGCUCUGGAGGAUCCCGGAUUCGUGUCAUAGCUUUGUAAAAGAAGAGAAGCAUUGGAGAAUAUGCAACACAUGCAUGGAAGAACCUAUGCAGCAGGCUGUCUUGUGGACUCGGACUUUUCCUCCUUGAAGACAACUUGGGCUUCUGGGAAUGUACGAGAGAAACUCAUAAUUUCCUCUAGGGUUUCCAAAGCCUUGAAGUGGGAAGCUUUCGUAAUAACAAGUUCUUCAAGGGCAGGUGAGUUUAAAAGGAUUGUUUUAACAAAUAACACUUCCAGUCUGUAUCCAUGAAAUACUUUCAUCUUCACUGUCUUAAGCAUUUUCAGUCCAUUUCUAAGAACAGAACUGUAGGGAUACUCCAAAAUUCUGGAAGCAUCUUCUUCCUCAUCUCUUUGCCCAUACUACAAGGAAAAGAGAAAUGGAAACAGCAUUUGCUGACUGGUCAGAAAUUUGGAGAAAACAAUAAACACAAAAUCAUAAUCCCCAAAUGACCAGGUAUUUAAUAGGUCUUACAUAAUGCCAUGUCUUAAUUCCAAGUUCAUGUAGCUUUGGACAUUUUUUAAUCAAUUCGGUAAUAAAGGUGAAGUGCUUCGCACGAACAAAAUUGACACUAUGAAUCACAACCACUUGCAGAUUUGUUGCACUUGGGAACGUCCUUACAGAUACAGCAUCAGGUGUAUCCUUGAAAAAAAUAACACAAGUUAACCUUGGAAUAUCUUUAAAAAGCCAGAGUGAAGAAACAUAAGAAAACAAAACAAAAUAUUUCACUAUCACAUCUGCAUUACAAAGUGUAUAUAAGUAGAAGAUUUAUUCUUACCGACAACAGAUCUGCAUGCAAGUAAAGAGUAUUGAUUACAGCAAAAUGGAGCACAAACCAUCUUGAAUCAGUCAGACUUCUAAAAUUACGGUCAAUAGUCAAGCUCUUUAGUUUUGGUGCACAAAUCACAAAAUUAUCAAUCCCAGGACAGUUAUCAAAAGAGAGCUUCUCAAGAUUAGGAACACUAUAGACAGUUCUAGUGGGAUCAGGCUCGAAUACAACAUACUCAAAAACCAAUGAAGUGACGGCAGGAAACACACAAUGUGAAUUAACAGGGAAGUGAAAACUGAAUCCACCAAGUAGGACUUGCUUAAUUGUAGGGCAAGUGACUAUACACUCUUGAAGAUUAUAUGUUUCAUUAAAAUUAUGAAUAGAGGUGAAGUUUCUCAAUGCCGUUUCUCGACAGAAAAAGACACCAACGAUCUAUAUCCGGUGGUAGUGGCAUACGAAUUCUUCCAGAUAUGUAAUACUCCUCAUACUCUGAAUGCGCCAGUGUAAAUUUCUUAACCGAUCCCGUCCGGAGCAUGACACACCGGUUCAUUAUUUCAACGCAAUCCACCACGGGUUCAUCGUCAUCAUCGAAUUGAAGAAAAUGUGAGAAGUUCAAGUCAAAGUCCAGCUGGCCGUGAGCGAACCAAACAUCCUUCCAGUGAGUUGAAAGAAGAGCCAUUCUGGCAGCUUCACGCAUGUUCAACAAUUCUAGAAUUGAUUCCUUCAGCUCUGCUGGUAGUUGACUUAUGAAGUCAUUUCUUGCACCUGAUGUGGUUUUUCUUCGACAAACACUGGCCAUUACACUGAUAAUCUUCAUCAAUUAGUUGGUAUUUAGUAUAUAUACAUGCACAGCCGGUCAGGCUAUAAAUUACCUUACAUACU
Cuscuta europaea is the source of this 3339-nucleotide messenger RNA. NCBI's taxonomy places the organism in Eukaryota, Viridiplantae, Streptophyta, Magnoliopsida, Solanales, Convolvulaceae. The record is from the annotation of a GenBank genome assembly.